Anopheles coustani is the source of this 2354-nucleotide messenger RNA. RefSeq names its product 1-acyl-sn-glycerol-3-phosphate acyltransferase alpha-like. NCBI's taxonomy places the organism in Eukaryota, Metazoa, Arthropoda, Insecta, Diptera, Culicidae. Gene Ontology annotation, biological process: phosphatidic acid biosynthetic process. The transcript has 3 exons. Gene Ontology annotation, cellular component: membrane; endoplasmic reticulum. Bases 436 to 1467 code for a protein of 343 amino acids. Gene Ontology annotation, molecular function: 1-acylglycerol-3-phosphate O-acyltransferase activity. The record is from RefSeq and is a predicted model, not a curated record.
GGACGUGUUGUGUGGCCGUGCGGAGUCCUUGCGCAUCCUGUCGGUGGAAAAGCUGUUUCAGCUAAAUUGAAGUGUGUAUCGAAAUGAGCAGUGCGACUUAACGUUGUGUAUCCCAAUAACAUUCAUAAGGAUGCGUAAAACUCUUGCUUGUGCCUAAAUGUGUGCAUGUGGCGUACAUGCAAAAUUAAAGUGUUUGUCCUGAAUUAACCCGGUGGAGUGUGUGGUAAAAGAUAAAUCAACAAAGAAAACAAACCAGUGACGCUUGGUUUGUGACUAACGCUUUCUUCCAUUGCAUCGAGCAACUGGACGAAAAAAAUUGCGUUUUUCGUUGCAAUCAGCCGUCUCGUCCUCAUCGCUGUUGACGAACGGCGGUCUUUGGCCGAACGUGCCAAGUGAUAUUUAGCAUCGAAGUGAAAAGCAAAUUCCCGCACCAACAUGAUUUCGAACUACACGGAACUCUUUCUCAUCUGUGCCAUCAUCCUGAUGCCAAUUUUCUACGAAACUUCGAGCCGCUUUCGGUACUACUUCAAAUUUGUCGUCUACUAUGGUGUGGUAAUACUGAACUCCUUCAUACUGAUUCCCGUCUUCUGCCUGAGGCCGUGUAAUGUACGGAACCUGGUGCUAGCUAGCAAAUUCUGCCGAGUCGUGUCACCGAUCAUCAGCAUGAAAUGGGAAGUCCGUGGUGCGGAACAUAUGGGCGCCGACAGGGCGAUGGUGAUGGUGGCGAACCAUCAAAGUUCAUUGGACAUAUUGGGAAUGUUUGAUUUCUGGCACCUGAUGGACAAAUGUACGGUGAUCGCAAAGCGGGAGCUUUUCUUCGCCUGGCCGUUCGGGCUGGCCGCCUGGCUGUCCGGGCUGAUCUUCAUCGAUCGCCGGCACACCCAGCGCGCCCAAACUUCCAUGAACGAGUCGACCGAUAUGCUCAUCCAGAAGCGCACCAAACUGUGGGUCUUUCCGGAAGGGACGCGUCGCACCACGAACGAAAUACAUCCCUUCAAGAAGGGUGCCUUCCACGUGGCGGUCCGGGCGCAGUUACCGAUCCUGCCGGUCGUUUAUAGCUCGUACCACACGUUCCUGGACGAUCGGAGCAAAGUGAUGAACCCGGGGCACGUGAUCGUGACUGCGCUACCGGCGAUCGAAACGAAAGGACUCACGAGCGAUGACAUACCGGAGCUGAUCGAACGAACGCGCAACGCCAUGAUCGACACGUUCAAAGCUACUACAAAGGAGGUUGAGAAUCGAUUCAACUUGAGCGGUCACGCAAGUCCACCGCGGCUUACGGACACCGUGCCAUCGAUGGUAACUCAAAAGAAGUCCAACAGAGGGUCGGAAACCACCGUCCCCCGGCAGGAAUCGGCAAAUCUCAUCGAACCGGGUGCGCGAAAGAUCGGUUCACUGCUCGGUGGAGACGAGUCGCCCAUCAAGGAACCGACCGCGUACCGACGGAAGGAUGUCCAACGAGACUAGUGAGCGCUCCCGUGGACGCUCGCUUCUUCGUGCCAUUAAAAUAAGCCUGGCUAAUUGGCAUGGCCGGAUUUUAAAAAGGAAGUGAUUUAGCGCAUGUGUCAAUUUCCGUUAUUUUAUAUUUUAAUUAUGAUUUCUAUUCAAGGAGUGACGCCAGCCGUCGCGCUUUUUACGGGGUGAAAUGAGAUUGAACAAAAAAACAAAAGAUAGCUAAACACAAAGCAUUUUCCAAAGGGUUUCAUUUUUAAUUUGUUUUCUAUUGAAAAUUCGUUUAGGCUUUAAUGUGAAAGGAGUUCGCACACUACACACGCGCGCGUGUGUUAAAGAUGUGCUCAUUUGUAACAUACUUUAUUGAGUUUAUCAUUUUGAAAGCGAUCAAAACGGAACGGCAGCCAAAGGUGCUAUGUUAGAUGUCGAUAGGAUAGUACGUUCACGGAAAGUGGUUAAUACCUACAAUUGAUCUCGGUGGAAGAAUGAUCGUCGCCGUUGGCCUAAGAAAAUGGCGAAAGGCAGCACGUUUCGCAGUAAGACUCACUAGAGCACGUGUUGAAAAACGUACCCUCUCUUUUCCGUAUCCAUUCCGGUUAGGUAUUUCGAUCUGUGAGAUGAAAAAAAUGGUUGAACGAGCAAAACUGAAAAGAAGGAAACCAGCAAUCUAACACAACAAUGUUUAUAUAAAUGUUCCAUCAGUGCUGUACACAACGACGCUUCACAUUACGUCACGUCAGUAUAAUGUACUUGUAACCCGUACGCUUAUGAAUUAAUAUGAGCAGGUUUUCCUAAACUCUAUUGUUUUUCUCUUCUUACAAUCACUCCACAGUCCCGUCCACACACUACUGCUAGGGAUAAAAAAAAAACACAUGUAUAAAAGAAGUUAACGGUGAACAGUA